Monodelphis domestica (gray short-tailed opossum) is the source of this 5520-nucleotide messenger RNA. RefSeq names its product dimethylaniline monooxygenase [N-oxide-forming] 4-like. Lineage: Eukaryota; Metazoa; Chordata; Mammalia; Didelphimorphia; Didelphidae. The record is from RefSeq and is a predicted model, not a curated record. Gene Ontology annotation, molecular function: NADP binding; N,N-dimethylaniline monooxygenase activity; flavin adenine dinucleotide binding.
CUGCAGUUUCUCGGAAGUAAUGAACAUAAAGAAGGUUGGGAAAGGAGAAAGGGGAAGGGCUUUUUUUUACAUUAUCCAAUCACAAUACUGACUUCUAAAUCGUCACUUACCCUCCAAGUCAUUUAGGAAGUUUUAAAGCUGGUCCCCUGAACAACUAAAGAAGAAAUCUUACCUUUUGUGGAGUGUCUACCCCUGCUUUUCUGAUUUUAAAUCAGCCUGACCAGAAAGCACUUUGCCAAGAGUUGGUUUUUUUUUUCUUCAGUCAUUACCAAUAUGAGCUUGGAGUUUGAGUUUGUAAUUUUAACCUGACUUUAACUUUUGAAUUUAAGAAAUCAGGAAUAAUACACAAUCAGAAUACCGAUUACUGUAUGCCAGGAAGAAGACCAUGGUCAAGCGAGUUGCCAUAAUUGGAGCUGGUGUGAGUGGCCUGACGUCUGUCAAAGGUUGUUUGGAAGAGGGCCUGGAGCCUACCUGCUUUGAGAGAAGUGAUGACAUUGGAGGAUUGUGGAAGUUUACUGAAACUACUGGACAUGGGAUGACCAAAGUCUAUAAAUCUGUAGUGACCAAUAUCACCAAGGAGAUGUCAUGUUACAGUGACUUCCCUUUCCAAGAAGAUUUUCCCAACUACAUGAAGCACUCUUUGGUGAUGGAAUAUCUUUAUUCCUAUGCUAAACACUUUGACCUUCUCAGAUACAUUCAUUUAAAGACCACAGUGAGCAGUGUGACAAAGCGCCAAGACUUUGCUGCCACUGGCCAAUGGGAUGUGGUGACAGAGACAGAAGGAAAGAAAAACACAGCUGUCUUUGAUGCAGUAAUGAUCUGCACAGGGCAUUAUCUGAAUCCCCGUUUGCCUUUGGAGUCCUUUCCUGGAAUCAACAAAUUUCAAGGUCAGAUCCUACACAGUCAGGAAUACAGGCGUCCAGAAGGUUUUCAGGGCAAACGGGUCAUUGUGAUUGGUCUUGGGAAUACUGGUGGUGAUAUUGCGGUGGAGCUCAGUCGUGUGGCAGAAAAAGUGUUUCUCAGUACUAGAAGUGGUGCCUGGGUCGAUAGCCGUAUUUCUGAUGAUGGCUACCCCACUCAUAUGAUUCAGACUACAAGAUUUCGUCAUGUGGUUGAAUGCUCUCUACCUUCAGCAUUCAAGACCUGGAUGGGGAAGAAGCGCAAGAGCAAAUGGUUUAACCAUAAGAAUUAUGGAUUGAGUAAUCCUAAGGGGAGGCAACAAAAGAGAGUUGCAAAUGAUGAAUUGCCAAGUUAUAUCCUUUGUGGUGCUAUCACUAUGAAAAUUAAUGUGAAAGAGUUUACAGAAACAUCCGCCAUCUUUGAAGAUGGAACUGUGGAGGAGAACAUCGAUACUGUUUUCUUUGCUACAGGAUACACAUAUUCUCUUCCCUUCCUUGAAGAAUCUAUGGAAAAAUUCUGUAGAAACAAGAUCUUCAUGUACAAAUAUAUAUUUCCCUCUAACCUGGAGAAGGCAACUAUGGCUCUCAUUGGCCAUGUUGGUUUGCAAGGCUCCAUCAUAGUGGGCACAGAACUUCAGGCCCGCUUGGCCACAAGAGUAUUCAGAGGACUGUGUAAGAUCCCUCCAUCAAGCAAAAUGAUGGCUGAGGCUACUAAGAAAGAACAACUCAUAAAAAGGGGUGUUAUUAAGGAUCCCACCCAGGGGAAACAAGACUAUAUUACCUAUCUGGAUGAACUUGCCACAUGCAUAGGAGCAAAGCCCAACCUCUUGCUUCUGUUCCUUAAGGAUCCCAGGCUUGCAAAAGAAGUUUUCUUUGGUCCCUGCACAUCUUACCAAUACCGACUGGUGGGCCCUGGAAAAUGGGAUGGAGCCAGAAAGGCUAUCAUGACUCAAUGGGACCGGACGCUCAAACCCCUACAAACUCGAGUCAUUCCUGAUUGUUCUGAGCCUACCUCAAUAUCAUAUUGGCUAAAGGUCUGGGGGGCGCCUGUUCUAUUUGUUGCUGUUUUACUUGCUUAUAAAUCUUCACAUCUGCCAUUGACUGGGAUCACAGAAGUAGGAGAAAGAAUUUCUACUUACCUAGCAAGUACUAUGAGAAAAUGAAUGCAAUUAGAUCAGUUAGACUACCAGAUUAAUAUGGAACAGUGACACACUGACUACCACCACCACCACCACCCCCCAUCUGCUGGAUAAAUUAGUUCAAGUUAAUUAUUAUAAAUAUUAAUAAUGCCUGCCAAGGGCCAGACAUUGUGAUAAAUACUAGAGAUAAAAAAGGGCCAAAAAAACUCACUGUUUUCAAGAAGCUCAGAUUAAGAUAAGAGGAGACAACAUGCAAACAACUGUAUAUAAACAAGAUACAGAUAGGAUAAAUUGGAGGGAAUUUUAGAGAGAAGAAAUUAGCAUUAAGGGAGAUCAUGAAAGUCUUCUUGCAGAUGGUAGGAUUUUAGCUGGGACCUGAAGGAAGCUUAAGAAGCCAGAAGGUAUAGAUGAGGAUGGAAAGAGUUCCAGAAAUGGGGGAGAGCCAGUAAAGAAUUCAGGGUUAGGAGAUGGAGUGUUGUGUGAGAGUAGCAGCAAGGAGACUAGGGGAAAGGUUCAUAAACUAUGUGGAGAAGAAAGAAUCUGUAAGGAGAUUGUAAAACAUAGGAAGGGGUCAGGUUAUAAAAGGCUUUAAAAGCCAAAAUAUUGGAUUUUAUAUUUCAUCCUGGAGGUAAUAGAGAGCCACUGGAAGUAACUAAAUGGUGGGAGGUGGAGAGACAAAGAAGAGAUUGACAUAUCAUACCCAAACAUAAUAAGAUGAAUUUAACAGCUAAGUGGAAAAUGACCUGGAGUGGAAAGAGACAGGAAGAACAAUUAAAGGACUAUUGCAAUAAUUCAAGUGGAAAGGGAUGAAGGCUUGCACCAGGGUGGGUGAUAGUGUCAGAGGAGAGAAGAGGGCAUAUAUGAGAGAGGUUGCAUGAAGGCAGAAUCAACAGACUGAUUGGAUAUGGGGGAGUAGGAGAAAGUGAGGAAUCAAGGCUGGCUCAUAGUUUGGGAGCCUAGGUAACUGGCAUGAUGUUUGAACCCUUGAUAAUAAUAGGAAAGUUGGGGAAAAGGAGAGGACUUGAGGGGAAAGAUAAUGAGUUCUGUUUGGAACAUGCCAAGUUUUAGAUAUAUAUGAGACACCCAGUUUUAACACAUUUAUUUGUCUCAUCAUCACUUCAGCUUUCUUAUGAACAGAUAAUUGGCACCCAAUUUUGGGGAUAAAUGUUAAUAUAAUAGCCACUGACUUUAACGAUCUAUCAAGAAUCUAAGAAUAUUCCCUACCAUUAGGCCUAUAGAACACCCAGCACCUUUAAAAAAACUGUCUUGAGCUUUUCCUUUUGGUCCAACUAUAAAGAGCUGCAUUUUCUCUAACAUGUUCACUGUGCAGACCUCAUUUUAAUUCUCAACAGAAGGUUAAGACCAUACUGAAAGGUCUCGCCUACCUACUAUUGUAGGUACCUACACCUACUGUAACAAGCAAUAGCACAUCAUCACUGCAUAAUACAGUAAGUCUCUGUGAACCAAUUCAGUUCAAUAAGUAUUUAUCAAAAAUGCUCUGUACUAGGUGCUGGAGAUAUAAAGACAAAUACAGAACAGUUUCUGUCUUAAAGGUGCUUAUAUUCUACUGAAGGGAAAAAGAUAAUAUGGGUAUGUUGUUGUUAUUUAAUUGUGUCUAACUCUUCAUGACCCCAUUUGGGGUUUUCUUGGCAAAGAUACUGAAUGGUUUGCUAUUUUCUUCUCCAAUGGAUUAAGGCAAGCAAGGCUAAAUGAUUGUCCAGGGUCACCCUAUUAGUAAAUGUCUCUAACCAGAUUUGAACUUUGGUCUUCCUGACUCCAGACUCAGCACUUUAUCCACUGAGUCAUCCAACUGCCUCUGGGAUAUAGAGGGAAGUAAAUGGAAAAGAAUUGUUUUGAAGAGGAAAGACCACUACCAACUGGGGGAAUCCAAAAGACCUCAUGAACAAUAUGGCUGAUUCCUGAAAAGAGCUAGGGAUACCAAGAUUCAGAGAAGAAAAAGGCAGUACUCCAGGCAUGGAGGCAGCCUGUGCAAAGGCAUGAAGGCAGGAAACAGAAUGAUAUACACAGAAAAUCACAAGUCAAUUAUUUCAGUGGGAAAAUAGAAUGCAUCAUUGGGAGCAAGGCAAGAUACCUUUAUGCAUAAAUUCAUUCUGGGAAUUUUAAAUCUAAUAAGGCUGAGAAUGUGGGCUAAGGUUAAACUUAAGAUUCAAACCUGAGUCAUUUUUUAAAUUUUUCCCUUCUUCCCCCUCAUCCUAUUAGAUUUCUGCCCCCUUCAUUUCUUUUUGAUCCUUCUCUUCUUUUACAUUCUUGCCAUCACUAUAGCUCAAACCCCUCAGAACUACUGCAGUCAUUCACCUGGUUUCCUAGCCUUUGAAUUCACUCCAAUCAUCCUAUAAACCACUUCUAGAUUCAUUUUCCUAUCACUGCCCUACUUAAAAUCAUCAAUGAUUCCCCAAGUCCUAACAAAGUUUAAAAUCCUGUCUGUUAUUUGAGGCUCUAUACAACUGGCAUUUUUAUACCUUUCCAGCUCUACUACUGGCUCCUUAAUAUCCCACAAUAUUGCCAGCCUUGUCUAUUUUAAUUUUCCUUAAAAUGUAUUUGUUUUUGAACUUAAAUAGAAGAGAUCUUAGAAAGCACCUAGUUAGUACAACCCUCUAAUUGUGCAGUUGAGGAAAUGGAAGCCUCAAGAGGUUAAGUGUCUUGCCUAAGGGCACAAGGAUAGUUCAGGGCAAAGUUAGGAUUAGAGGUUAGGUCCUCUUACUCCAAAUCUUUGUGACUCCUUAGGCCUUUUCCUUUGCCUUCGCCAUUCCUUCCACUUAGAAUGUCCUUCCUCUAACCUUAUCCCUAUUCAUCUCUGUAUAGCUAAAUUCUACCCAUCCUCAUCUAAAGUUCAUAGGGCAGCAUGGUAUAGAGGAAAGAACAUUGGAUUUGGAAUUCAGAACUGAAUCCUGGCUACACUGUUUCCUAACAGUGUAACCCUAAGAAAAUCACAAAAACUUGGGGGCCACAUUUUCUUCAUCACCAAAAUUUGAGUUGGAUUAAAUGAUCUUUAAGGUCCUUUCCAACUUUAAAUCCUAUAUCCCAUCCCCAGAGGGAUCCUUUCAUUCUCCAGCCUCUUAAAAUAUUUAAUUUGUCCCAUUUAUCUAACAUAUAACUUAUUUAUUCUAAAUUUUGUUACUUGUGUAUUUUGCUUAUUAGUACCGCUUCCAGAGUAGGAAUUUUGUCUUUAUAAACUCUAUCUAUAGGACAACUAGGUGAUUAGUGGAUUGAGAGCUAGACCCAAAGAGAAAGGUCCUGGGUUCAAAUAUGACCUCAGAUUGUUCCUAGCUGUGUGACCCUGGGCAAGUCCCUUAACCCCAAUUGCCUAGCCCUUACCACUCUUCUGCUUUCGUAUCUGACUUAGUAUCAAUUCUAACACAGAAGGUUUUUUAAAAAAAAUAAAAUAAUAAAAUAAAGUCUAUAUCUAGCACAGUAUCUUGCACAUAGUUGCCAUUCAAUAAAUAUUUAUUCAAUAAUGACUA